UAAAUGGCAGGUUUAACUUAAAAUGGGGGUCCCGAAUAAAUUUUAUUCGUUCUGGUUUUUAAGUUCGCCUUAGUAUAUAAAGCUACCGAAUACUUGAAAUGGAAUACACACUCUCAGCAGUCGAAAAACAACAACGUUGAAAAUGGAAUUGGCUUUGUGGAUACUUUUUUUCUUCGUGAGUUUGGUUCAAGGUAAUGACAACCGAUACUUGGUUGAGUCAGAAGAGAAAUCAAAUGAUCAAGAGGCCUACGAAAGCUACAACUCCCCAGUCAUUGGUGCAAAAUCUGGAAAUUAUGCUCCAAAAUCAGGUUACCCGCUCCCUCCAACUGUUCCAGCAGGAUAUUCUAAUUACCUUUCAGGAUUAGGCUACGGUUACGGCCUCUCUCCUUACAGCCGAUACGGUGUCAUGCCAUCUCCAUAUCUUAAUUACGGAAGUCCAUACAACGCACUCCCCUACGGCUAUGGUGCAGGUUUGAACUCAGUCCUAGGUACCGGCUUGGGUCUUGGAAACCCUGUUUUAGGUAACCAAAUUCUUGGAAACCCAGGAUAUGGUGGUUUAGGUUACAGAUUUGGUGGAUUGGGUUACAAUGCUGCUUACUUUAGAGCACCUGGAGUUCCAGCACCACUUCCCUCUCCUUACGGCGCUGCUCCAGUACCUGCUGGUCUAACAAAUGGUGUUCUACCAUUGCCAGCGUCUUAUGCAGGAGCUGGAGUACCCGUUCCAGGCCCAGCAGUAGCAGGUAGACCUCCAGUAAUAACUACCCAAGGAAAAGAUGGUUCUCUAAGAUAUGCGUAUUCUCCUCAAAGAGUUCCUGGUUACUAAUC
Parasteatoda tepidariorum (common house spider) is the source of this 825-nucleotide messenger RNA. RefSeq lists its product as uncharacterized. The record is from RefSeq and is a predicted model, not a curated record. NCBI's taxonomy places the organism in Eukaryota, Metazoa, Arthropoda, Arachnida, Araneae, Theridiidae.